AUGCUGGUGAAGGGUGCAGAAGCUGCUAAUGUAACUGGGCCCGGAGGGGUGCCAGUGAAGGGCAGCCGCUAUGCCCCCAAUCGACGUAGGGUCCGCCGAUUCAUCCCCCGGCCUCGCCCAGCUGCCCCACCACCUAUGGUGGCAGAGGCCCCAUCAGGUGGGACAGAACCAGGCAGUGAAGGGGAACGAGCUGAAGACCCUGGGCAGAGGCCCAGACGAAGGCGCCCACCACCCUUCUUCUACCGCCGUCGCUUUGUGCGAGGCCCAAGGCCCCCCAACCAGCAGCAACCUAUAGAGGGCACUGAUGGGGUAGAAUCUAAAGAGACAGCCCCAUUGGAGGGGGACCAACAGCAGGGAGAUGAGCGGGUCCCCCCACCCAGAUUCCGGCCUAGGUACCGAAGGCCUUUCCGCCCCAGGCCACCCCAGCAGCCUACCACAGAAGGUGGGGAUGGCGAGACCAAGCCCAGCCAAGGUCCCACUGAUGGUUCCCGGCCUGAGCCCCAGCGCCCAAGAAACCGCCCCUACUUCCAGCGCCGAAGGCAGCAGCCCCCUGGACCCAGGCAGCCCACAGCCCAGGAGACCUCAGCCCCCAUCAACAGUGGGGACCCCCCCACCACUAUACUGGAGUGAUUCCAACUCAAAGGACACCCAGAGCUACCAUCUGGUAUCUGCCAGUUUUUCCAACUGACCUGUACCCUACCCAGUACCCCCCCUUCCCAUA
Pteropus alecto (black flying fox) is the source of this 721-nucleotide messenger RNA. RefSeq names its product Y-box-binding protein 2. Gene Ontology annotation, molecular function: nucleic acid binding. Gene Ontology annotation, biological process: regulation of gene expression. NCBI's taxonomy places the organism in Eukaryota, Metazoa, Chordata, Mammalia, Chiroptera, Pteropodidae. The record is from RefSeq and is a predicted model, not a curated record. Bases 1 to 630 code for a protein of 209 amino acids. The transcript has 6 exons. Gene Ontology annotation, cellular component: nucleus.